GACCUUAUGAAAUCAGAAGAAGAGGUUAUGACUCCUGCCUCCGCCGCCUCCUCCUCCUACUCCUUCUCCUUACCGACCAGCCAUGACGCAGACGACGACGAACUCUGUGUGCGUCUUCUGUGGGUCCUCGCCAGGUCUGAAGCCGGCGUACAUGGACGUGGCGACGGACCUUGGGAGGGCAAUCGCACAAGCAGACUGGACGCUGGUGUACGGUGGAGGUGCCAAGGGAUGCAUGGGUGCCGUUUCGGCUGGGGCGUCCGCCUCGGGAGGCCACGUCGUCGGUGUCAUCCCUCGGGUCAUGGCGAGCAAGCCUAUGCCAAAGGGUCAUCCUGCGGCUGCUGCAGCUCCUGCAGCAGCGUCUACCGAAGGCCAGGGCCCCGUGGUCGCCAACCCGGACCCCGGGGCGGGCCGCGUCGAGACCAUCAUCGUCCAAGACAUGCACGAGCGCAAGGCGCUAAUGGCCAAACGCAGCGGCCUUGGCUUUGUUGGUCUCCCCGGCGGCUUCGGCACUUUCGAAGAAGUCAUGGAGAUGGUGACAUGGACCCAGCUGGGGAUCCACCGCAAGCCCGUCGUACUCAUCAAUGUUGCCGGAUUCUGGUCCCCCGUCCGAGCGCUGAUUGGAAACGCCGUUAGCGAUGGAUUCAUCCCGGGCGUCAACUCCAACCUUGUUUCUUUUGUGGAGGAAGCAGACGCUCAAAGAGCAGGAGGGUGGGGCAAGGCCACUUUGGAAGAGGUGCAGCGCUCCAACGAGCGUCUCAAGAAUCGGGCCGAUGCGGGCUACUGGGACUGGAACGAGAGCAAGGAGGCUUCAGGUCAGAAACCGCAAGCUCUGGCAGAUACGAGCGUAGAGCAGAGAUCUGUCGACGUCCGCAGCCUGACAUACGCUUUCAACAAGGAAGACCAGAACAACCCCCCAGCCCUCGAGGAUUGCAACUUGGCCCUCACUCGAGGCUCACGCUGUCUCCUGAUUGGGGCAAACGGAGCGGGCAAGUCGACACUGCUGCGCCUGCUCGCCGGCAAGCGGCUUCCUUCGCAAGGCUCCCACAUCCUCGUCUUUGGCAAGGAUGUCUUCCACGAUGCGCCCCGCGGUAUCACCUACCUCGGUACAGAAUGGGCCAUGAACCCCGUCGUACGAAGCGACAUUCUCGUUUCGACCUUCCUCGACAGCGUCGGAGGUUACCGCCACAAGGAGCGCAGAGACAAGCUGCUGGACAUUCUCGAUGUCGACACGCAGUGGCGAAUGCACGCCAUUAGCGAUGGCGAGAGGAGAAGGGUACAGCUGACGAUGGGCCUCAUGGAGCCAUGGGACCUGCUUCUGCUCGACGAAGUCACCGUCGAUCUCGAUGUCCAGGUCCGUGCCGACCUCCUCAGCUUCCUCACAGAAGAGACGAAGACUCGUGGCGCGACCAUCAUCUACGCAACACACAUCUUCGACGGCCUUCAGACUUUCCCUACGCACGUCGUUCACAUGCGUCACGGCACCACGACAACUGGAGAACCUAUCUCAUGGCCACCAAGCCGGAGCGACCCGCAAGCUGCUUCCCUGCCCCCCCAGGCAUUCGACCAAGCGAGCGGCAAAGAUGACUCCGACGACGCUUCGCAGCUUCUCUCGACAGCUCUGGCCUGGUUGAGGGAGGACAAGGUCGUCCGUCUGGAGAGGGAGCGGACGAGCGGGAAAGGUCCCACGCGAGGUGCAAAGGCUGCGCAACAGGAUCAAGAGACGGACUCAGAACGGUUCUAUAGCAAGUAUGACUACUCACAAAACACCACACGAUGAUGGCAACGUAGAGAGCCGUUGUCACCAUAUUAGAUAGACCUAGAAGAUCAACUCUUCACAGACUAGUCAAAAGGUUUGCUUGUCCCUGUCAGAUACUCUCCAUUCAACAUCGAGGUCAGCAUCGCUUUGGAGCUUCCCCCGUUUGCAAUAGUAGUAGACGUCAACCCCAAGCGAAUAGACGGAG
Molecule: messenger RNA, 1961 nt
Organism: Acaromyces ingoldii
Lineage: Eukaryota; Fungi; Basidiomycota; Exobasidiomycetes; Exobasidiales; Cryptobasidiaceae
Exons: 3
Coding region: 83-1777 (564 amino acids)
Molecular function (GO): ATP hydrolysis activity; ATP binding
Source: RefSeq, a predicted model, not a curated record